AGUGAACUUUUGGUUCACUCGGCUCGUGAGUCUCUAUGGUGAGGCAACCCGUAGGAACUUCGUCUGGCGAUUCCAUGAGAUGCUGAAAGGGCGAGGCCGGGACCCCCGAACUGCGGUGCCCCCCACACCGACGCUGUCAAUCCGGUCAGUGGGCCGGCCGCCGCUGGCUAGGCCGGAACCUGACUACGAAGUAGUGGAGUUCCCCGCUGAGCAAUAUGUCAACGCGAAGCUUCAGCCCCCGCCCCCGCCACCGCCCAGACCACAAACAGGUCACCCUACCGAGGUGGGCGCGUCGUGCGGGCUGUGUGGCGGCGGAGGGGCGCGCGUGCGGUGCGCGGAGUGCGGCCGGCGCGCGCUCUGCGCCUCCUGUGACGACAUGUACCACCGACACCCCAAGCGACGACAUCAUCAGCGUCAGGCUUUGUCGCAGUCUCAAUUAUUUGACGAGCGGCCGCCACUACCGCCAAAGACAGGCCCUCCGGUACCUCCGCCCAGAAAACAUAAGAUCUCGGGCGAAAGAUUGAGCGCAAGCCCUAGAUUGCCGACGCCAGACCAGCGUCGUGCCACACUGACAUCGAUAUCAACGAAUGACAUGGCGAUGUUGCACGACCCGGCGGCGCCCAAUCCGAACCACUUGAAGUCGCGAGCGCAGGCGCACGUGCAGAUGUCCGCGCAGCCGCAGCUCGGCACCAUGCCAUACCUGUCGGCGACCAUGCACCACACACAGACACCUGUCGCCGCGUCACACGAACAGUCUAACACACUUGGACACGUUCCCAACGCAUGGGGACGACAACGAACCUCCCUUCCGGGUUUUAUUCCACCGAACAUGGUGCAACCGAUGCCAGUCCCGACAUGGGAGGGUUCAAAUGGACCUCACCCAUCGCAAUCUUGGAAUCGACCGUUACGGCGAGGUGCCUCUGUGAUGGAGCUAGGCGUGGGUCCGCCCGCGAGCGGCGCAGGGCCCGCGUGCGCUGGCUGCCCGCACUGCCUGGCGCAGCCCUGGCGCUAC
Papilio polytes (common Mormon) is the source of this 1012-nucleotide messenger RNA. RefSeq lists its product as uncharacterized. The record is from RefSeq and is a predicted model, not a curated record. The annotation marks the transcript as partial. The transcript is spliced from 6 exons. Lineage: Eukaryota; Metazoa; Arthropoda; Insecta; Lepidoptera; Papilionidae.